CCCCAGACCAACAUUCACCACCCAGCCAUAGUCAUCCAAUCCAGCUAUCGUGAAAAUCGCCAUCGUGAAGUUCUACCCCACACCAAAUCCUUCAAGAUUCAGCCCCGUGGAAUCAGGAUGGCUAGGAAUUGUAAACGAACAAUCAAAUCAAAUGAACGGCGAGAGGUUCACCCUCCGUAGUACAAGUGGAAUGAGGAAGAACGACGUCAAGUUGCACAUUCCAGCUCGCAAUGCUACCUGAUUAGUGUGUGUUCCGCCACAAAAGGCAAGAGCCAAUGGCCAGCUUCUCGCGACAUGCAUGUUUCAGAUUCUGCUUGUACUCAAUUCCAUGAUACAUGUCCAUCUUCGACCGUCACAAAACACUUGUGCUGUAGCCAAACGCCAAACGGUUUUAUUCGCAAUAAGAACCUCGGAAGUAGACACCUGCAGGUUGUUUCCAACACAUCACGUGCAAACAUCUCACUUCCAUUGCAUUGCACCAGCAAUCCAAACUCGGGUAGGACCGGCAUAUACAAACAAGAGCCCCCUUUUCCCCCUCCACCACCAGUCGCAACAAGCCAACCCCCCAUAAACCCCACCAAAAUUCCCACCAGGAUCCCCGCCCCCAGAACCGCCGCCGCGCAUAUAACACAUAUCGUCGAAGAUCUCGAUUUUCUGUUCUUUGACAGCGGAGAUUUGGUCCGUGGUGAGCGAUGUGUGUUUUGAGAGGGCGAAUUUGGCUUCGUGGCCACGGGCGAGGAGGGUUUUGGAGGGGGGAGUCUUGGAGAUACUUAUUGGCUAGG
This is a messenger RNA of Mollisia scopiformis, 782 nucleotides long. RefSeq lists its product as uncharacterized. The transcript is spliced from 3 exons. The record is from RefSeq and is a predicted model, not a curated record. Bases 295 to 705 code for a protein of 136 amino acids. Lineage: Eukaryota; Fungi; Ascomycota; Leotiomycetes; Helotiales; Mollisiaceae.